Diprion similis is the source of this 2015-nucleotide messenger RNA. Its product is annotated as E3 ubiquitin-protein ligase RNF25. Bases 147 to 1190 code for a protein of 347 amino acids. Gene Ontology annotation, molecular function: protein binding; ubiquitin protein ligase activity. NCBI's taxonomy places the organism in Eukaryota, Metazoa, Arthropoda, Insecta, Hymenoptera, Diprionidae. The record is from RefSeq and is a predicted model, not a curated record. Gene Ontology annotation, biological process: protein ubiquitination. The transcript is spliced from 6 exons. Gene Ontology annotation, cellular component: nucleus.
AGAAAGCUGCCGGACAAGGCAAACCUGAAGGCAAACGCUUUACGUCGGAACGGCCGACUGAUUUGUCGAGGAGACGAAAUAUAUCAAAUAUAAAAAAAUAACAGAUACCUUUGUCGACUUAUUAUUCGCAUCUCUCAAUACUAAUAAUGGCUGAUCCUGGCACAGACGAAAGGGUGACUGACGAGGUCGAAGCUCUCAAAGCUAUUCUUCUUGAUCACGAAUUGCACAUAAAAGAAAACCGAAGAGGUGAACCGGAAUGCAUCGAGACCAUAGUGUUUCCAUCAACUGGAGAAGAUUCUCAGUCUCAGUACGUCUGCGUCAGAUUAGUUGUGAAUUUGCCACCUGGCUACCCAGAUGUUUCGCCAAAAGUUACACUCCGAAAUCCACGAGGAUUGCACGAAGACACUGUUCGUCUCAUACAAGCAGAUGCAGAAGCGAAGUGCCAAGAUUUUGUUGGACAACCCGUUAUGUUCGAGUUGAUUGAGCUGGUACGGGAACAUCUGACCUGUAGCAACUUGCCCUCUGGCCAAUGCGCCGUUUGCCUCUAUGGAUUCAGAGAGGGUGAUGAAUUCACGAAAACCGAUUGCUAUCAUCAUUUUCACUCGCAUUGCCUCGCGGCUCACGUAGCUGCUGCUGAACGACACUAUAGAGAGGAGCAGGAAAAAGUGCCGCUAUGGCAACAAGAUCCUAAAAACAAGUUCCAAGCAAUCUGUCCCGUAUGCCGAGAACCGAUUGAAUGCAACGUUGAAAGUCUAAGCCUUGCUCCACCGCCGUUUGAGGUUGAAACUGCAAAAGAUUUUACAGUCACUGCGGAACUGAGGGAACUGCAACAUCAGAUGGCUGCCUUAUUUUUACAUCAGCAGCAGAGGGGAGGAAUAAUAGAUCUUGAAGCUGAGGGAGUUAAGAUGCUCUUACGGACUGAAGAUGAGUCUACCGGUGCUGGAGAGGAGCCCAGUCCUCCUGGGACAAGUUUAACUGCAAUACAAAACCAGGAGGAACCAGUCGUAACUCAGGUGCAGCACCCUCAGCAGUUCACGGCGCAGCAGAAACCUAAUCAAUAUCAGCCACGGCAAUCGCAACAAAAUCAUCAGAGACAUAAUAACCAUGGCCAUCGAAACCGGGGACGUGGACGUCCUCAUUAUCGACGCCACUUUGACAGAGUACGGCAAGCAGAGGCAACUCCCAGAUGACAAUGGGUUCGCGACAACCUCAGCACUGCCUGGCACCUCUCGUCAUUGAAUUUACACAAUACAAUUAGCAUUAUUAGCGUAAUACUCGACGUUACUAGCUAUGGCUGUCAAAUUUUCAAUCGUCUUUGUGUGAUUAAAUUAUAGGUAACGUUGUCCUUAGCAGCUCUCCCAUUGUAACGGUAUAUAAAGUGGGAUGCGUUUGAACUUUUGGAUACGGUGUACGAUCACAGUAAAUCGUUUAGACUCAUUCCCAUCACAUUAAUUGCAGACAAUGCGUUCAAGAUUUAGGUUUUGAACAGUUUAAUGUGAUAAUUAAAACAUCAAGAAAGUAAGUUUAGAAGUUAUAGUGAAUUUUGUAAAUUGUUUUCAAAUUAAAAUGAAAUUAGACUUGCUUUACCGAUAUACUUCCAUAGAAUUGUGAAUAGCGAUAUUUUCCCAAGUUCUGAAACACAUACCAUACAUACGUACAUAGUAUACAUAUUUUUAUUCCUUGCAACUUUUUUGAUUCUCUUGUUUUUCUGGCUGGUUUCUAAUAUCCCAAUCAAUAUGCAAUAUCUAGUCAAACUUUGUGUGAGAUUUUAGAAAAAUGGCGGAAAUGAAGAACGUGAUUUUUCGAAUGGUUAUCUUAUAGCUAUGCAAGGCUUGUGAUGGACAUCAAUUAAAGCAGGAGCAGGCAAUAGUUUUAUAAGGGUAUUGAAGAUAAUCACUCAAUGCGACUCGAGCUUAAGAUGUAAGUGGAAAGUAAAAUGUUCCGAAUUGUUAGACUAAUAAAAAUUACUCCCAUGUUAUAUGCCGUGUAAUAAAUGUUGUCAAAAUAUACAUAUA